Biomphalaria glabrata is the source of this 3528-nucleotide messenger RNA. Its product is annotated as transcription factor SPT20 homolog. Gene Ontology annotation, molecular function: protein dimerization activity. The record is from RefSeq and is a predicted model, not a curated record. The transcript has 3 exons. Bases 1 to 3528 code for a protein of 1175 amino acids. NCBI's taxonomy places the organism in Eukaryota, Metazoa, Mollusca, Gastropoda, Planorbidae.
AUGGAGAAUAAUCUUUUAUCGCCUCCAGCACCAUCAUCACCUCAAGAAGCUCCAGCGGACACUGAAAAGCAAAAUGGAAAAGGAAAAUCUGCUGAUUUCCUAUUUCCAGAACUUGUUUCGGAGAAUAUGGAAACGCAAGAGUCAGAAUCAAAAUCGUCUGAGGGUAAAAUUAAAAAGAAAGAAGAUACAUCUUUUCAAGAAACUCCAGAGUUUUCUUGUAUCAUGCUCCCCACGGACAGUUCGUGUUUUUUACCUUCAACAUCAUCACCUCAAGAAGUUCCAGUGGACACAAAGAAGCAAAAUGGAAAAAGAAAAUCUGCCAGCUCCUCCAAAGGAAAAGCUAAAAUGAAAAAGGAGGUUUACUUUGGUGAUGCUAUAAAUUUGUUUGGGAAACCUCAACAAGAGUCUUCUCUUGAAUUUAGCAGUGUUUCAGUUAUGGAGGAUAAUUUUUUGUUACCUUCACCCUCGACGUCUCAACAAGUAGUUCCAGAGAACACAAAGAAGCAAGCGGCUAAAUCGAAAACAUCCAAGGGUAAAGGUAAAAAGAAAAAAGAAGAUACAUCUUUUAAAGCAGCUGAACAACUAAGUAGUAGCAUGAUCAGCUCGAACCAACAUUUUUUAUUACCUUCAACAUCAUAUCAACAAGAUGUAUCAUUACCUUCAACAUCUACGUAUCAACAAGAUGCUUUUUUACCUUCAACAUCUUCGUAUCAACAAAAUGUAUCAUUACCCUCAACAUCUUCGUAUCAACAAGUAGUUCCAGAGAUGGCAAAGAAGAAAAAGGCUAAACCGAAAUCUUCUAAAGGAAAAGCUAAGAAGACGAAGGGAGAUGAUUCUACUGGACAACCCCAAGAGAAGACGUAUGAAGAAGUGAAAAGGUCAAAAUCGAAACGAUACAUAGGACUUCCAUUAGAGGUAGCUGACCGGCUGAGACUUAGAGCUAAUCAACUGGAAAGAGAACGGCAACACAACCAAACCAGGGCACUCAAUGUACUGAAAAGCAUGGACAUUCCUUUAUUCCCAAACGUUUGCAAAAAUAAGGUCGGUUCCAAGUGCCACACGCUAAGGAAUGUUAUCGCUUACAUAGAAUAUUUAACGGAACUAAUACGGGAUUACGAUCAGAAUCACGGCGUAUCUGAGCACUUGCUCCAAUUGUCUCAGCAGCACCUGCAGCAGAUGAAAGAGCAAUUAGCAGUGAUGGCACAAGAAGAGACGCAUUACCAGGCACAACAGCAAAAUAUUGAUCAAGAAAUAGAAAGGUAUCAACAGCAAAUGCUUCAGCAACAGCAGCAUCCUGAGACACAAUUACAGCCUUUUUCAAAUCAACAACAGGUACCGCCUGAGCAGCUUCAUCAGCAGCAACUUCAGACUGUUCCUAAUCAACAAGAUCCACAGACUGACCUGCAGCAUUCACAAACGCUGCAACAAAAAGAGCAAAGCUCCGAGAUUCAGCCUGAGGUUAGUGAUAUACAGCUCAAGCCUAGCCUACACCAACAAAUGCUUUCACAGCCUAAUCAACUUCAGAAUACGCAGCAAGAAACUGAUCAACAACAGAUAUCGCAUCAAAAUAAUAUUCAAAUUUCUCCAAUUCAGAAUGAACAACCCCACAGAGUGCCCCAAUUCUCUCAACAAAGGCAACAGAUGACACACCCAUUAAAGCAUCCAGUUCCCAAAAGUCCACAUCAACAGCUUGAGACAAAUCACCAGAAUCCACAAAUCUUACAAAAUUACCCUUAUCUCCCUCAUCAAGAGCUUAAUAGAGAGCAACAUUUACGGCCACAACCACAUAAUCAACAAAGCCAAAUCCAAAACGAGAAGCAAAACCCUGAACAGCAGCAACAAUGUCUGCCCAAACUACUUCCGCAAGAGAUCCAAUUUCAACACAACCAGCAACAACCUGAGAGACAGCAAAACACAAUACCACAGCAGCAGCAGCAGCAGCCUGAGAACAACAACCAACAGCUAUGUCCCGAAAUGUUACAACAGAGGUCACAACAUCAACAGAAUGCCUCCCGAAAUCCUCAGCCUAAUCAACCUCGACAAAAUUUAAACCAACAUUCCCAGCAUCAGCAACAAGAACAGAAUCCGUUCCAACUGCCUCAGCAUCAUCAGUAUCGACAGAAUUCGUCCCUUUGUCUCCAGUAUCAACAACAUCAACAGAAUCCAUCCCUAAAUCCUCAUCACCAACAACAAAAACAGGAUACCUCCAAACAUCCAGAGCACCAUCAACGGAACUCCUCCCAAUAUCCCCUGUGUCAUCAACAGAAUUCCUCCCAAUAUAUCCAGCAUCAGCAAUAUUCACAGAAAUCUUCCCAUGAUCCACAUUUCCAAAAUCAGGUACAUGUGAGGCAGCAACAGCCUAAUUUCCAACAUUUCUACCCCUAUAACCAACAGUCUAAUCUACAGCAACCACAAUAUCAUCAAAACAAUACCACAAACCGACCUCUACAGCCUGAGCAACAGAGACAAAAGCCAGAAAUACAGAACCAGAUAAGAGACCAGGGACAUCAUAAUAGAGCUCCAGACAAAAACCAACAAAUGCUGCCAAGGAUUCAGCAACAGAAUCCGGCCUUACUAAAUCACCAUCAGGCUCAGCAGAAUUGGUGGCCUGCAAACCAAUCCUUAGUUGUACCUGUAAGUGGUUGUUCCAGACAUCAAUCAGCGCCAACAAAUACUACCUCUCUUACACCCAUGAAUAGCAAUGGUAUUAAUCAUGCCCCAGGAUCUGUUGGACCUAAUGGACAUUUCAAUUCUUUGUUUCCGGCUCAGUACCCAUACAGUAACCGUUUCGCACAGCCUGCAUUCGCUCAGCAGUACUAUCCAGCACCCAUGCCCUGGGCACCACAAAGCCAGUCCUUAGGACAGGUUCCUGUUUGUUCUGAUUUUAAUUUAAUGAAUCAAGGCCAGAGCUCAAAAACGAAACCCAUUCGCAAAGCAAGGGCUACCAAAACAAAACAAACUACAAAAGCUAGAACAUCAACAGCAUCAGCUACAACAGCAACAGCUACAACAGCAACGGCAUCAGCUACCACAGCCUCAGCUACAAUAUCAACAGCAUCAGCUACAACAGCAUCAGCUACAACAUCAACAGCAUCAGCUACAACAGCAUUGGUUACAAAAUCAACAGCAUCAGCUACAACAGCAUCGGCUACAACUUCAACGGUAUCAGAUACAACGUCAACAGCGUCAGGUACAACAUCGACAGCAUCCUCUGAAUCACGUAGUCACACAGUUGUAAAUCCUAUAGGGAAAAAAAGAGCAGCUCUAAAUGACCGAACCAAUAUUUUGCUGAAUGAAACAAUUUGUCCUACAUUUUCUGUUUUAACCUCGACCCUUUGCUACCCAUCGCCUGACUCGAGAGCAAGUGGCUCAACUUCCACUGACAACAGUUUCACAAGCAUAGGUCCUGACAACAACGUCCAUGACGCUAACAAAAAGAAUCAAAAUAGUGCAGCUGAGAAUACUGACUGGCUGCUGGAUGCUGCUUCUGUAGAUGAGUUUUUUGAAAAUUUAAAUAAAGAAUUGUGA